GCCUUCCUUCCAGGAAGCGCCGCCGCCGCCGCGACCGCUAUGCAUUGUGGGGCAGCGGCAGCAGAUCCAAGAUGGCGGCCAGCAGGAGGCUGAUGAAGGAGCUUGAAGAAAUCCGCAAAUGUGGAAUGAAGAAUUUCCGUAAUAUCCAGGUGGACGAAGCUAACUUAUUGACUUGGCAAGGGCUUAUUGUUCCCGACAACCCUCCAUACGACAAGGGGGCGUUCAGAAUCGAAAUCAACUUUCCUGCAGAGUAUCCAUUCAAACCUCCCAAGAUUACAUUUAAAACGAAAAUCUAUCACCCUAACAUCGAUGAAAAGGGGCAGGUUUGCCUGCCAGUAAUUAGUGCUGAAAACUGGAAACCAGCUACUAAAACUGAUCAAGUAAUCCAGUCCCUCAUAGCCCUGGUGAACGAUCCUCAACCAGAGCACCCCCUUCGAGCCGACUUAGCCGAAGAAUACUCUAAGGACCGUAAAAAAUUCUGUAAGAAUGCUGAAGAGUUUACAAAGAAAUAUGGUGAAAAACGACCAGUGGACUAAACAAAAAAAAAAAAAAGACGACAACAACAAAAACAAAACACAACAAAAACAACAACAAAAACAAAAAAACACCUGACCGAGUUUGAUGUCAGCAAUGUGUGAUAGAAGAGCUGAAGAAGUGCAUUUCAGACACAAUCCCCAAAGCAGGACUCUCUAUGGAAAUUGACAAGUUAUCACCUCUUGGUGUUUUAACUUGUGGCUGUUAAAACUAACUUUCUACCGUUUCUUAAUCAAAAGUGGUCUAGGUAAUCUGUAAAGAAAGGAUUAAAAAUUUAAGAUGUUCUAGUUCUGCUUUCUUUGUUUAAAAUCACUGCUUUAAUGUACUUUUAAAGAAUGCUGUUUCUUUUUCUUUUUUCUUUUGUUUUUCUCCUCACAAUUUAUCAGAAAGUCUUAGGCUUAUAACUCGCCCUUAAAAUUCAGGUCGCGGCUGUUAUUUCUUAUUUUCCUUUACAGUUCUCUUUUUGUUUUCCUCCAUCAUUUCUUGGUUGCCCCUUAUCCUUCCCUCUUCCCUUCUUCCUCCUGUCCCCCCACCCCACCCCAUCCCCCAAGACAGAAGAAAACAAAACCACACGUAACUUAAUUUCUAAGAAAAUAGAAAGACAUUUUUUUUGGGGGGGGGGGAAUUAGCUGUUUGUUUUUCCCUGUCUUAAACUUUGCACUGUUUCGUGGACGUGGGUCCAAGGUGUAUUUCUUUUCUUUUUUUCUCAACUUAAGUUUGUCACACCAAAAAAAACACCCACCAGAAUCAACCCCAGAACUGUUGUAAAUCUGGCUGAUGUGGUUACGAUAAUGUUUAUUAAAACGGGGAACUCCAAGCAUUGCGUGCAUGAAUGAAUUUUACCACGUGGCUUGCGUUUCUGUUUUAAGGGGAGGAAAUUUUGGCGCGAAAUAUUCUAUAGGAAAGGAAUAGCGGAGUGUAAUUUUCUUUCUCUCCCCCCCUCCUCUUUUUUUUUUUUAAAAAAAUUACUCUUCACUUUUAUUCUUUAGUAUCUAUGCAGGCUACCUAGAAUAAAGACGGACUCAAGUCCAAUUUGUGAGAAUUUCAAAUAUGGGACCAAGAGGUACCAAAAGCAGAACUAAUCUACCAACCAAGCAAAGCUAGCUCCUUAUUUUGUUAUCCUUCCUAGCUGAGAGACUUAACUGGGGAAAUCCUUCUCGAAAACUUAAGUUCCGAAGAACAGAAACCUAGCCACACAAAAAAAAUCCUCGCCAUUUACCUCUUUUUCCCUGUGCAAAACGACAAAAGCUUAAUUUUCUCCUAAUAAUAGAUUGGUUUGAUCGAUCGUCAUCCAAAACGUAAGCGAUUUCCAUUAAGCAAUAACCCGUGCCCAUCGCGAAAUUGAGCAGUUGCCUUUCCCCGUUUAAAAAAAAAAAAUACCCGUACAUGAAAUAUGGCAUUCUAAGGAUUAAACAUUGAUUCGGCGAAGUUUUAAUUCAACCCCAGCUGUCCCCGCUCCAAGUUAAGGGGUUCUUUCCCCGCGGAGAUCCGAACCACCCCGUUUAAUGUUGUGUCGCGUUUUAAGGUGGGCAAAAAUGCAACUUGGGUUACGUGACAUAGUGACUCUUUCCCUCUGGCUGCUCAGUUUUAAAAUGCCUGGCUUUUAAGUGAGCAUUUUCAACCCCAUUUCUCCGAAACCUGCAGUGAAGAACAAAGUGCGUAACCGUUUCUCUCUUGCAUGUCUUCGCUUUCAUUUAGAUCUCUCGGCAUUUCCGGUGGGUUUUUUAAUUUUUUUUUUUCCAGGAAUCUGGAAUCCUUGUUCGGUCUUUUUGCCAUUUUUAGGGAACUGAAUGUAUGGUUGGAGAAGCCGUAGAAAUAGCAUUUCCAGUUUUAAUUAUUAUUAUUAUCAUUAUUAUUUUGCGUACACCUUUCCAUCUCCUCCACUCCAGCUUUUUGAUUUUAAACUGUACAAGAUUGACAGCCAGGUACCUCUGUUUGAAAAGUAGAAAGAAAGGGAAAAAAAGAAAGUUUUCUUUUUUCUUUUAUUUUUUUCCUUAUCAGUUGGGGUAUGAAACAUCUCUGUUUUACGUGUUCUUAGACACAUUCUUUGGUAGGCGAUUAAAGUUUAAAAAAAAAAUACCUUUAAUGGACACUUGCAUUUCCUUAAUUGUGUGUGUAGGCUUGUCUAUUACCGAAAUCUCCACAACUUUUGUGUCUUCAUUUGCAGAAAGUUGGAACUGACUUUGUUUCAUUCACGCUCACUCCGAUUCAAAAUAAACAAAAAAAAAAAAGCCAAAUUUUACCUGUCAAA
Molecule: messenger RNA, 2785 nt
Organism: Pantherophis guttatus
Lineage: Eukaryota; Metazoa; Chordata; Lepidosauria; Squamata; Colubridae
Gene: UBE2L3
Product: ubiquitin conjugating enzyme E2 L3
Source: RefSeq, a predicted model, not a curated record